GCCUUCUUCAGGGGCGCUUUUGCAGAAAACGAGCCAAGAGAUGAAGUUUUGGUUUCAGACUAGACUGAUGGCCUUCGUCAUGCGAGCUUAGAGGAUGUGGAGGUAGAAGACACGAACCUCGGAGUCUCACUGGUAGUAGGAGCGUGGAUUUGGAAGGACAUCUAAGGAUUGUCGUCAAACUAUCCAAUCGUGUGAGUGGACGACGCCUGAAGGGUUUGGAUGGACGAACUCAAUAGAAUCAAGGAGGACAAACCGAGACGCCAAACCAGAACGGAGAGUGGAGAAGCUUAACGUUUCCUAUCACACACCUUUGGCAGGAUGACGAAAAGACCAGCAAUCCUGUCGGGAAUGAAGAUGGUUUUGUUGACUCUGACGAUUCUUGGGGUAAAAGUGGACGCGGCACCCACCGAUUUAGAUUUAGGGUCUCCCUCAGACCUGUCACCUCCAGUCGUCUCCUUCAAGUCUUCAGCCUCAAGUCCGAGUCCACAUGUCAAACUCUGGCUCCUGAACGCCAAAAGGACUCAACCCAGACCAACAGAGGCGCCUCCUAAAACGGCGGGGAGGAGUGUCCAGGCUGCGUUCAGGGGCGUCGGGAGACCUCGAGUCCUCAGGGACGCGGGGAAUCCAGACAACCUGUCCAAGAUGCGGCAGAUGAUCUCGGCUCUGAAGGAAAUGCAGAGGACUCUGAACAGCACCCUGAGCGCACACAUCACCUUCAUGCCCAACGCAAACAGCAGAAGUCCAGGAAGAAAAACUAAAGACAAAGUGCUCCCCGCCGCAGAGGGAGGGGCUAGGCCGACCACGGCGACCCUAUCGGCAGCGUCCAGCACCGCGUCCAGAGCCAGUGCAGACAUCCCGAAUCUGAGCGGCAGGAACUUCAGGAAGUCUGCGUCACCACAAGCCAAGAAGACCAACAAAAGAGUGUGUUUUUGGAAGUACUGCUCCCAGAACUGAGUUCUCCUGCCGCCGCCGACCAUCCGGACGUCUCCUUCCAAGCAUUCAUCCGCCCAGAACUCCACCAGUCCACUUUGUGGGAUUUCCUUUAUCCUGAGUCAGCAAACACUCGUGACUGAUUGACACCAUCCAUCAUCUUUGACCUACCAGUGCUUGGAAACGGUUGCUAUGACGACGCUUGCCAGCCUCGACUUGCACCUUUUUUUCUUUCCAUCCUUAUUUCCUUAACGCGACUCACCAAUCAAAGGCAACGAUGUGUGCUUGGAGCGCAUGAAGAGCCGGCCCACAUUAACCCUCCAUCAGAAGACAAACACAGUGUCCUGUGUGAGUGCCAGCUUUAAAUAAAGAUCACUUCUAACAUUGCAAAUACCUGCAGUGGCUACGGAAGACAGAUGCAGUUUUUCUUCAACUCACCUGUUUGUUAUUGAAACAAAGAUUCAAAAUCUGAAACUUGACUGAUCGAGAAAGACGGUUCUUUCAGAACGAGAAUGUUUGUUCUCUAAAGAAAUAUAUAGGAAAUUUAGAAAAUGUCUGUCCUACAGACGACGGCUGAAUGAGUUCAUGAAUGACUCAAUAAGCUACAGAAGAAACAAAAAUAUAAAGGUAACGAUGAUCUGGUUUACUCUACAGAUUGAGUGACCUCAAGCAUUAAUCAAAACAUUUAAAACUCAUCAUCAGUGACAUGAAUAGAACUGGAAUUUACCUCAUGAGGUUCUUUUAGGUCUUGUUCUCACACUUGUUCUUGGGUCUAGAGAAUGACGCACACCUCAGCAGGUGGACCAGGUGUUUCCUGGACAAGAACAGCUCUAGAUCCAGACUACCAAGUAGUCCAUAGUUCAGGGUCAAAUAGAGUUUCACUGAACUGUGUUCUGUAAUGCAGGUUUAAGGUCUUCAAGAGUCACCACAGUGCUAUAUGACCAACUUUGAGAGAAGAUGACUGGUCCCUGAUAAGUGAAACUAAAGGUCUACAUAAUGUUUUACCAACUGGUAUUUAAGCCGAAGUCUCACCACAUCCUUCUACUG
Molecule: messenger RNA, 1977 nt
Organism: Oryzias melastigma (Indian medaka)
Lineage: Eukaryota; Metazoa; Chordata; Actinopteri; Beloniformes; Adrianichthyidae
Gene: urp2
Product: urotensin II-related peptide
Exons: 5
Coding region: 319-954 (211 amino acids)
Biological process (GO): blood vessel diameter maintenance; regulation of blood pressure
Cellular component (GO): extracellular region
Molecular function (GO): hormone activity
Source: RefSeq, a predicted model, not a curated record